Amaranthus tricolor (Joseph's coat) is the source of this 2485-nucleotide messenger RNA. RefSeq lists its product as uncharacterized. The coding region runs from base 750 to 2258 and encodes 502 amino acids. NCBI's taxonomy places the organism in Eukaryota, Viridiplantae, Streptophyta, Magnoliopsida, Caryophyllales, Amaranthaceae. The record is from RefSeq and is a predicted model, not a curated record. The transcript has a single exon.
CAUUGUAAUUUAAGUGCAGUGAAUACAACCAUCUUCUACUUAAUUCUUUUCUACAAUGCUGCUAUUACACCCAAAACAGAAUAUAAGAAUCAUAGUACUAUUAUCCUGCUUCAUAGUGAAGACAGUGAAAAACUGCUGUUAUACAGAACGUCUUGAUGACUAACCCGUUAAUCUUUUACCAUCCUUUAACUACACAGUUUAGGAACCGAACAGAUUACCCAUGUUCUCGAGAUGCCCUCAAUGGAGCGUAAAGUCCAUUACGUACAGUGCUAGCAGACAGCAUAAACAUCUGUAAAGUUGUUUCAGAUUAGGACAUCAACGGUAUGACUCCUAUGAACUUUAAGAUUCUCGUUGAACAAAUUUUCAUUCAGGAUUGCAGAAUGAUCGGUCUUAUGUUAAUUGUGAGGAAGUAUAGGAACCCGUGUUUGUAUGUUGUGUGGAGAAUAAGUUAUUGUAGAGAAUGUUUCCCGUGUUUCAUGUUGAGCUUGACUUACAAACAUAUAUGAUUUAUUAAAGCGGAAAAGGGACGCUUGUGAGUGACUCAAUUUGAUCCCAAUCGUGGUUAGUGAGCCUUUUGUUAGCUGUUGGUGGGUGUUGAAUCUGAUGCUUUUCUCUUUUGCUUCGUUGUAGUUUUGCUUUGUAGGAGUCCUAAGACUAUAAAUAAGAACUCAUUACCUUUACUUUUCUUCAUUCAUAGUUCUUUUGAAAACUUCAUUUGGGUUUCUAUACAUAGUAGUUGACUUCCCGAUAUGUCAAACCAACCCCAGUCUCGCCCAUGGUUUCGUUUAGCCACUUUAGCUCGGGCUAAUCAACAGCAGGCUCCUGCUCCUGCUCCUGCUCCUGCACCACGGCCUCAAACCCAAGCCCCUGCUCCUCCACUGCCUCGACCUGUUAUGCGACCUACAUUUAGACCGUCCACUGCUUCUCAGCCUCCUUCGGCUCAAGAACCUGCUCCUGGUCCCACGGCUCCUGUCCCUCGAGCUCCUGUUCCAACCACUGCUCCGGUUCGUCCCCCAUCUGUUACCUUUGCUGCCCCUACUCGUCCUUCCGCUGCUGCGCCUGCUGCUCCUAUUCGUCUUCCUUCUGCUACACCUGCUGCUCCUCCGAUCACCACCACUUUAGCACCAAGAAUUCCUACGUCUGCACCCCCUACUGCUGCAGCUCCUUCUAUACCUUCUCCGGAAAUCAACCGAAUUCCUUCCCCAGCAUCAGUUGCAUCUCUCGUUUCUCAAAAAUCUUCUCCCAAAACUUCUCCAUUACCCUCGCCUCCUAGAACUUCAAUGGCCUCGCCUCCAGGUUCAGCUUCACUACCCUCACCUCCAAAACCUAAAACACCACCGUCUCCUUCUACGCCUCCCAAAGUUUCUUCUCCCUCUACGAAACAAGUAAUAUCUCCCACAAUGCGUGCCAUUUCUCCUACAAUAUCUUCCUACCAUGAAGUCUCAUCUCCCACCAUGAAACAAGUAACACCUCCCGCAGCACGUGCUAUUUCUCCUCCGAAAUCUUCCUCCCCUGCAAUUGCCACUUCUCCGCCAAAACCUUUCAAUGCUUAUCCUGCAACUGCUCGUGUGCCUACUCCAGCUGCAUCUCCAAGAGCUACGAAGCCUCUUCUAGAUCUCGAGACUCCUCCACAGUCACCGAAACUAAGAUCUUCUCUUGCUCCCCCUUCUCCGUUUUUCCUCCCACCUUCACAACUGAAGUCCGAGGGAGAGAGUCAAGCAAAAAUUCCCCUAGAAACCGAAAAGAAAACCGUGCUUGUACAGCAAAUUGUAGGGAAACCGAAACCAUCUAUUAGCUCGCACGGUGGUGGUUCUCAGAAACCAAAACCGAGGGAUUGGGACUUGUACAAAAAGUCCUCAGAUUCUGAAGACGGCAGUGUGAGCAUUAUAAAUAUAUCCGGUGAUAACAAAGGCGCUGUUAUGGAACUCGGGUAUUCACCCAGAAGACUCGGUUCUGCAAUGAAUAGUCCAAACAAGAUCAACAAUGACGAUAAUCAAUCACCAAGUCAUGACGAAAGGUCAAAAGUGCAAGGUCGUGUUCUCAACACAACCGCAAAACCAUCUGUACCGAUGCAUGCUUAUAUGAAUAGCAACGUACAAAGUAUCAAUGGCUCGAUUUUCUUCAACAGUACGUGCUCGCACCAUGAUCCGGGCGUGCAUUUCUCUGUCACGAGGAAACAUAGUAAUGGCUUACAGCUAAAGGAACACUCAAAAGGAAAGAACUCCCUAAAAGAAAAGGCACAAUGGUUAUCCAAUUAAAAAUGUAUACUAUGGUCUAAGGGGAAUCAGAAUAAAGGUAUAGUUAGUAAUCAAUUUCAGAAUAACAAUUCUGAUUCCAAAACUGAAGCAAAAAGAAAUCAAGAAAAGAAAAAAAAACACUGAAAAAAUUGUGUUUCAAUAUACUAAUAGAUUAAUUUCAUGUACUUUGUUGUAUUGUUUUUCAGAGUUGAUUGAGAAUAAAGUUUAUUUUUCGAUGCUUGUUAUUA